AUGGCUGGUCCAAAUCAAAAUAUGGCACCUCUUCGAUUGGCUCAAGCAGCCAUUUUCAAUGGAAAAGGUUUUGAGGAUGCUGCUGAGUAUGCUCGUUACCUUCUCAAUUUCCAAAAUCGUCCAUUAUGCCCCUCCAUCACUCUUGAUCCUUCCAGGUUCAGCAGGUAUGGGAUGGAUAUUCCUCGCCUGAUAAAUUCCAUUGGCUGGGGGGAUAUACUUCCUGAUAGGAACUUCGGGUUUCUUCCUGAGGCGGUGAGGAUGUUCUAUGCGAACAUGAAACCCUGCUAUCACAUCUCUCCGCCCUGUUUUACUACGAUAGUUUAUAACUAUCUGAUAACUAUCAAUGUGGAGUUGUUGUCUCUUCUCCUUGGGAUUCCCAUUCCUGGUGCUAAAGUCAUGAAUGAAUCUGACUUUCACUCUGUUGAUUUCAACGAGGGUGAUUCUCUUCGUCUGUAUACUCGUGAUACUAGUCGCUAUUAUCCCUCUGACUUCCACUCUGGGAGACUUCCUGACGAUCUCAAAGUCUUGCACUUCUAUAUAACUCGGUUCUUUCUCCAUCGGUCUCAUGGUCUCACAACAAUCUAUCCUUCGGAUUUGUGGAUCCUUGCUAGAGCUAAGGAGAAUCGAGUCAUUAGUUAUCCCCAUCUGGUGUUUUGCUCAUAUGCUGAAUUAUCAUGA
This is a messenger RNA of Linum trigynum, 678 nucleotides long. The record is from the annotation of a GenBank genome assembly. Lineage: Eukaryota; Viridiplantae; Streptophyta; Magnoliopsida; Malpighiales; Linaceae.